This is a messenger RNA of Blastomyces gilchristii SLH14081, 4467 nucleotides long. Its product is annotated as solute carrier family 25, member 46. Lineage: Eukaryota; Fungi; Ascomycota; Eurotiomycetes; Onygenales; Ajellomycetaceae. Gene Ontology annotation, molecular function: O-acyl-L-carnitine transmembrane transporter activity. The coding region runs from base 1087 to 2070 and encodes 327 amino acids. The transcript is spliced from 5 exons. Gene Ontology annotation, biological process: mitochondrial transport; carnitine transmembrane transport. Gene Ontology annotation, cellular component: mitochondrial envelope. The record is from RefSeq and is a predicted model, not a curated record.
AUAAAUUUAGGCAACAACUCAAAACCAUCAUGAUCACGACAUUGAGCGAUGACGGGAUUCUUAUUUCUGUGAACUAGGAUUCCAAGAGCUGACGUGAUUAGAGUUGAUUGACGAUGCAAGGACAUAACGAUGCACAUUCGUAUGUGCUAUACAAACACAUGUAUAGGUUUCAUAUCCAGAUCUCAAUCAACCCAGGUAGUUAUCAUUCUCAAGCCCGCCUACGAUGGUAGGUGACCACCAAGAUGAUAGACGACGCCAGGAGGGCUGAGAUAUCUCACCUGUUGAUAUUAUUUCCACAACCCUCAAGCAAUCUAAGGCCCAUCUGCCCGGUGGUUCAUCUGCAGAUGUUCUCUCCGGGCGUGUCUUCCCGUUUAUUAGCCCUAUAUGUAGCAGAUGACCAUGACAGACACCUUCGUGAUUCUGCCACUGAUAUCUGAACAGCGUGGAUAAUGAGGGAUCGCCAGUUAUUCCAUCCAGCUAUCCCCAUCUUCAUGCAAAACCCCCACUCGGACAACUGUUGUUCGUUGCGAGGGCUUGCCUCCCUUCGCCCGGAGCUGCAGGGGUCUCGAAGAUACUGCUGCUUCGUAUAUGAAUGGAGUCAGUCCCCAAUUUGAGAAGACAACGGGAUUUUGAUCGUUAUUGCCUCCAUCCUCCUUUUCUCCAUGCUCUCUCACUCCCUCUCUUCUCCCCUCCUCUCCUCUCCAUCUCUCCCUGUGCUGAUAGAUCCAUGGUAUAUCUAUUUUUCCAUCCUCCGAGCCGAGGUCCGCCUUUGUCGCCUUACAUAAUCUCCCCCCGCCGCCCCGUGUUUGCUUCGAGCCGGAAGCCGCACCCGCAUCACAGGCAAAUCUUGCAUUUCUCCAGAUUCUCCCGCUGGGCUUUUUUCCCAAUUUUUUCCAAUUUUUUUUUCCUCUUUCGUUUUCUACGUCGUCGUUGUACUUAGCAGGUGUUUCCUUUCAGUCCAUACACUCUCUUCUUCGGAUUGUGCCCGAGUGCUCUUUGCGCUGGCUUGGUAGCCUCUCCUAUCUCGGAUUCCCCUCCCCCCCAAAUCCCUCAUCAGCCUACAUUCCUCACGCCUCUAUAUCCACAAUGCCGUCCUCCACGACUGUUGUCUCCCCUCCAGCACCCAUGGAAGCAGAGCCCAAGAAACAAUCUCCGGCUGCUGCAACUGCUACCAUCUCCCAGAUCAAAUCGUUUGUUGCCGGUGGUGCGGGCGGAAUCUGCGCUGUCGUUGUUGGGCACCCCUUCGACUUGGUCAAAGUCCGCCUGCAAACUGCUGAGAAAGGAGUUUACUCCGGUGCCAUCGAUGUCGUGAAAAGAACUAUUGCCCGCGAAGGCCUUACAAGGGGCCUAUACGCUGGCGUUUCAGCUCCAUUGGUCGGAGUAACUCCUAUGUUCGCCGUCAGCUUCUGGGGUUAUGAUCUUGGGAAAACACUCGUUCGCAACUUCUCCACUGUUCCGGUACAUAAUGGAACUCCCCAGUACUCAAUCGGCCAAAUAUCUGCUGCCGGUUUCUUCUCCGCGAUCCCCAUGACCCUGAUCACCGCUCCUUUCGAACGUGUCAAGGUUCUCCUUCAGAUUCAAGGCCAGAAUCCCCCUCCUCCCGGCCAAAAACCCAAAUAUUCCGGUGGUGUAGACGUUGUCCGCCAGCUCUAUAAAGAGGGCGGUAUCCGUAGCGUAUUCCGCGGAAGUGCCAUGACCUUGGCCCGUGACGGCCCUGGCUCUGCGGCAUAUUUCGCCGCCUAUGAAUAUAUCAAGCGCAGCCUCACGCCAAAGGAUGUCGACGGAAAUGUCACCGGCGAACUGUCCUUACCCGCCGUGGUUGCUGCAGGCGGCGCAGCUGGAAUUGCUAUGUGGAUCCCCGUCUUCCCUAUCGAUACCAUCAAGUCCCGGCUCCAGAGCGCGGAGGGACGACCCACCAUCGGAGGCACCAUCCGCGGCGUAUAUGCUAGCGGGGGAUUCAAAGCAUUCUUUCCCGGAUUCGCCCCUGCUUUGGCAAGAGCGGUGCCGGCAAAUGCUGCUACUUUCCUCGGAGUCGAACUGGCUCACAAAGCCAUGAACAAGUUUUUCUAGUCACUGAGAUAUACGGAUGAAAUAAAUUCUCCUUUUCUUUGUCAUAUCAGCACAUAGAAAUUUACCUUCCCCCUGUGCUCCACAAUGAAGAGGUGGAGCUAUGAUACCCACGCAUAUUAAGCUGCGAACAUAUAUCUAUCACACAUCAAAUCCUGAGCACCAUUUCUCUGGUAAAUAUGUCUUCCUGCCUUCCUCGUUUCCAUGAUGCGGGGUUGAGAGAACUCAGCCCCCUGAAAGCGGAGUUUGUUGUAGACAUUCCUUGCUCUUUUUUGUAUUUACAUUUUAUCCUUUUCCUCUCCUAAACCUUGUACAUGUACAGAUUCCACGACUUUUGUUCUGUUUCCUUACUGUUUAUCGUUCCUCGUCCGGUGUUUUCAAAUUACUGUUACCUUCUGCCAUAGAGCACAUAUAUAGAUCAUGCCGUAUUGGGUUGGUUCAUUGGUUAAACAUUCGUGCAUGGGAUUUUUUGUUUUUUUGUUGCAUGCCAGUGUGUAGGGCGGUUUUAACAACAGGCACAUGGUAAACGUUGGCACAGCGCAAGUAAAAUUUACCAAAAUUACUAUUAGUGCAGCGAUACCACUAUCUCUCACACACCCUCUCAGUCGCGUUUCCUUCUCCUAUUUUAUGUCCCAGUCUACCACUCUAACUUACUCCCUAAACUUCCCACCACAGUAUAUGCAUGUGUCGAAAGUCUCACAGAGUAUAUCUAGCAACCGCCGCUCUUGGCACUGAGCCUGAGACUCACCCGCCGUCUCCAUCUCUGGCUCAAUCACACUAGGGACUUCGGCAAGCUCCGCAUCCAAGACUUCGCCACCACACACUGAACAACGCUUGGAAAUCGACGGGUCCUGGAUGGAGAGAAACGUCAAUCCGCAUCGGGCUAGAUUUCCCAAUACGACACUCAUUAGUGGUUGUGGGAUUGGAAUUACAGGAAAAGUUUAGGGGCUGCAAAAAAGGGAGACGAACCGAACAUAUGCCCCUCCGUGCACUGGGACUCUUCAGCAGAGUACCAGUCAAUACCGCUCCCGCAUAUAUUGCAGAAUUCAAAUACAUCAUGACCAGCCUCCGCUUGGGCUUCGCGGGGUUUACCGGGUAUCUGUUUGCUCGUUUCCGGACCAGUUGAGGGCUCUGAGGGAUGUUGGAUUUGCGGCUGGAGCUUUUCGUCUAUAAGGGAUAACUCCAGCGAUAAGUCGAGGUUUAAUGUAUCAGAUAGCCACUGCGCCGCUGAUUUGGCAGCUUCCAGCACAGGAGGGUCAUCCGCGGGGUAUUGAUCUGUAGCGAGGCAGCAGAUAGCAGCGUAUUUGAGCUUUCUUUCCCAGGGGUCAUUCGGUAUAUCUCUAUGGUUCCCAUGUAGGGUGAACGAUAGGACCCUUGCGCGGGCAGCUCUCGUGUGCUUAGGUGUUAAUUGUGGAGGAAUAUCCCAAGGCAACGUUGCUGAGACAGCCUCGCGGGGCUCCCCGCUCCCACCCUCCGCGGGUUGUGGGUGCGCAAAGACUAUCCUCGAGCGUUCACGCGCCGUGGUGAUAUAUUCAACCAUGUCGCUGGGAUGGACUGUGAAGCACGCUGCAACCCAGCCUCGAUGGCUAGUCAUGCCCCAUAUCCUGGCGACGGACAUUCCACCCAGGUCGUGGUCAAGGUCGAAUCGGCUGCGGAAGCCUUCGAUCUGGCUGUGAAGAUCGGCACUCUGCGGGUUGCCCGAAUGGCCAUCAUUGCUCAUAGUAACGUCUUGAGUUUGGGUCGCUGGCAGUGGUAAAGAGCGGAGGGAUGAUGAAUAAUGGGCGACGUGUAGGACAGGGGUAUGCGAUUGGGUGUCCGUUGUGGAAGUUAUGGCUAUCGCGCGGAAUCUUCAGCAAGUACGCAUCUAAAAGGGCUUUUGUGUGACAGGAUGCUCACCAGUAAUGGGCUCCCAUUCUAGUAAGCUGUUAUCUUCUGCUAUGUCUGCACGUAGUGCGUGGUGGAAUGAUAUCGUCGGCGUGCACUGCUGUCUCCCAAUUGACUCUGAGACGAACAGGUCGUCAAGUGUAAUCACAACAUAUCCCCCAAGAUAUCCAACAGCCAAGCAUAAUGAUGGUGAAUUUUCAAGGUCCUUGAACGGUUAGUAAGAACACUAUCUAGGUAUAAAAGGGAAAGGAUGUCUUAUUUACCGCAAAGUCGACCCAACGUAGAGGGCCAUGGAAGCUCAUACGCUGAAACUGAUCUUCUUGAGAGAUAGGGAUAGCUUCACUCAACAGUAAAUCCAGUCUGGCAUCCGUAUUAUUUCCUUCUUCCUCUCCUCCCAGUUCUUCAAACUUUGCAUGUAACAGAAAAACCUUAACCUCAGUAGCUUGUAUAAUUGCAAUUGGAGAAGUAUGUCUAGGCUUCCCCUGAUCGUCCAAACUCUGUCGCGGGGAGCCCCAC